AUGGUCUACACGCAUUUUGGCCGAGCUACAAAGCAGUGGUGGGGAGCUACUCACCUCCGUAUCGGCAGUCGAGGCCAACCUCGCCCUAACAAGGGUUUCCGAGUGUCGCACUUCCCAACUGUAGGAUCAGCGCUCGAGUGUUGUAGAUGGUGGAAGUAUCUCAGACGAGGCACAUUGGCAAGAGUAUUGAACUUAGAUACGUCCAUUGCGUCGCGGAAAUCGGAUCCCGUAACCUCUUCACACCUUGAAGAAGCGGAGAAGGGUUCAUUGCAGCUCAACGAUGAGCAGUUGUCAGUGCUUGGCACAUAUUUGGGCGUGAGUUUUGUUAAAAGCAACAAGCAUCGGUAUCGCCGCAUAGAGGAGGAAACUGCAUCACCGUCACCACCAACGCCAGCUACAACGGUGACAACCGUCAGUCAAGAUGAGGAAGACCACCAUCACAGAUUGAUGGUUUUUAUUUCUUUAAUGUCCGUGCUAGGAUCUAUUUUAAUGUUUAACGUGUUGUUCAAUAUGCAGACGUUUGACCGUGAUGGGUUUGGAAGUAACGACGAAAACGCAAUGCGGCAGUUGGGGACGUUCAGCACUUAUUACACUGGGGAGUACAAGGUAUGCGAAACGUCCCGUACUCUGAAAGAUAUAAAUGGGGGCAAACAGGCUAUGGCUGGUGGUUGUGUAACAGGAACUAUGCACGCUACUGUGAUUUUCCGUGAUAUGGCUGUUGACUCUUUCAAACAAGUCUAUUUGUUACUUUGUCUUGAGUUGCCUGAUGGUAACCGUUUGGAGUUUUGGAAAUCACCAAAGUACGGCAAAAACACCUUCAAGAAAGAGCGCCGUGUCUACAUUGGAUUUUCUGGUCUGGAAUUUACGAGCAACAUUGAUAAGCUGUACCUGUCUGGCAUGUCAACUGUGAUGGGACCUUUCACUUCACGUGCCCCUCUGAAGCAUUACUGGCCCACAGAGGCUCUAAAGCUCGACUUUUGGGACGAGUAUUCCGGUAAAUCAUCGGGGGAGAUAUGUACCUUCAACACCUUUUUACGUCAGCCCCUGCCCCGUCUGAGCCAGGUUUCAUUACGUCAGCUUGACGAAUUCUACAUCUUGGGGAUUAGGCGUUUUUUACUUAAGGACUUUGAGCACCUUUCGAAUUUGGAUGGUUCUAAGUACAACGUUUUUAAUGCCCUCUACAGGGAACCGCCGCCCCCGGCUGUCAGCGUGGCUGAGAACAUGGCGCCCACAUCGGUAGCGACAGUGGCGGAUACCAGCGCGGACGGUGAAGACCAGCAGUUGGUAGAUACUAUGCAUGGUUCUAUAAAUUCGACGGAUUGCGGUGUCACGAUUACAUUCAAAGGUCAGGAACGAGACAUGUCAUAUGGCGAUGUGUUGGUUUAUCGUUUUUCCGUCAUAUUCAUCCUGAAGUCGUUGUUAGAGACUUUCGUAUUGUGCAAGCAGUUGAGGCACGUGGAUGAGGGCGCACAGGGCCAGACUAUAAGUAUUAUUGGGUUCAGUAUGUUUUCUUAUCAAGAAUUGCUUGAAAUUUUCAUAUUGUUGUACCACCGUUCUAUUUUUGUCAAAAGCAUCACGUGUUUUUGUUUCGCAAUAUUCAUCAAGUUUUUUUUGGUUGGAAUUGUGGAUCACAGUUUUUUGGUUUUGAUAUGGCGUGCUAACCACGCGGCACAAAUCCGUGAGGGUUGGGAGGCAACUCAAAAACGUUUCGCUUUGUUUUAUCGCUACUACUUUAGUUUCCUGUUUCUCCAAGCGUUAGGGUGGUACUUUUAUUACAUCCGAAGUCCCUGGAUCUUUAUACUUACCUAUCUAUCAUGGGUGCCACAGAUCCUUCUGGAUGCUUGGCGAGGUCGUUGCAGUUCACUCAACAUGUCAUCUAUCAUUGUGGUAUCGCUAUGCCGUUUGUUUCUGCCGUAUUACGUAUUUAUGCUAAAGGAUAGCGCAUUCACAUAUGAUGUAUUUUCGACAGAUACGGCUCGUACCAACCGUACUGUGGGAGCAUACAUCAUGCUGGUGACAUUUUUGCAACUGAUUCUGAUGUGUCUGCAGCGCCUCCGCGGUGCACGAUGCUUCGCAUCAUGGUCUAUCUUACCACAAAUUUACACUUAUGUGCGCCCAUGGACACAGUUGAUGCAGGACGAUCCUCAGGAAUGUGUAAUUUGCAUGAACGUCAUCGUGCAUUCGAAAGGUGAUUGGAGCAUAACUCCAUGUGACCAUCUGUUCCACAGCACAUGUCUGAAGGAGUGGGCAUCCAUAAAACUGGAAUGUCCUAACUGUCGCUUAGAUACAAAUGAAGCCAUGACUAUUACCGAUCUUGAGCAGAGAGUUAAAGCUCUGCAACGGGCAUUUGCGGAUGCCGCCGUGGAUCCGAGCGCCCUCAGGCGCUGUGAAGAUCUCUUGGACCCGUUGAAAGAGGAACUAACGCAGUACCAGAUUAACAGUGACCCUUGUAACGACCGUUUUCUAAUGUUAGCGCGGGAGGUGUACGAGAUCGGUGCGCUGGUUUCAUUGACACUCGAAGGCGUUGGAGGCUUCGAGGGUUUUUAUUCAUAUUUACACCCAUUUUAUUUUGACUACACAGAUCAUCUGGCGCCUAGCUCACGGGCCGACGUAAUCUUGGGUCUCCGUUUGCUACACCUGUUGACUGAAAAUCGCAUAGGGGAUUUUUACAUGCUUCUCGAACUGUUACCUGUGGAUCUGCGCUAUAGCGCGAACAUAUCGUACGUUGUAGAGCUGGAACGCAGCAUGAUGGAGGGAAACUUAACACGUUUGAUUGACAUGCGCCAUACAGCGUCGUGCGUAUACUACCAUGCCUUAGCCGACAAGCUGGCUGAUACUGCACGGGGCAAGAUUGCUGCAGCUAUGGAGAGCGCCUACCCUAGUCUGAGUGUGGAUGCUGCUGUGGCUAUGCUUAAAUUGCGCGACAUCGGGGAUUUGGAAGUUUUUAUAAAGUGCUACAAGAAAAACAAAGCCACUAAUGGUUCGUUAUUGAAUUCCACCCGUUCAGUGGAGUGGCAAGUGGAGGAUGGGCGUGUCACUUUUGCCAAGAGUGACGCUGGAGGCACGAGCAUACCGUCUAAGGAAAUGCUUCGCCACACGCUGAACUACAUUGAAACCUUGGAGAAAAUCGUGUAA
This is a messenger RNA of Babesia sp. Xinjiang, 3135 nucleotides long. Its product is annotated as 26S proteasome non-ATPase regulatory subunit 8 -like protein A. Lineage: Eukaryota; Apicomplexa; Aconoidasida; Piroplasmida; Babesiidae. Gene Ontology annotation, biological process: proteasome-mediated ubiquitin-dependent protein catabolic process. Gene Ontology annotation, cellular component: proteasome regulatory particle; proteasome regulatory particle, lid subcomplex; cytosol. The coding region runs from base 1 to 3135 and encodes 1044 amino acids. The record is from RefSeq and is a predicted model, not a curated record. The transcript has 10 exons.